Molecule: messenger RNA, 1961 nt
Organism: Rhododendron vialii
Lineage: Eukaryota; Viridiplantae; Streptophyta; Magnoliopsida; Ericales; Ericaceae
Product: probable L-cysteine desulfhydrase, chloroplastic
Exons: 3
Coding region: 54-1475 (473 amino acids)
Source: RefSeq, a predicted model, not a curated record
AGUAUUUGGUUUCGAUUUCUUGUCCUCUCUCUCUCUCUCUCUCUUCUCACGGCAUGUCCUCCUCUCACUCUCCCCAUCUUCUCUCUCCUCUCCCCCACACACUCAUGCCCUCCUCCCACCACCACCACUUCGACCUCACCACCACCACCACCACCACCACCAGCAACCACAGCCACAUAUCAUCCAACGGCAACAAAACCCCAACCCCCACUCCAAUCACCGACUCGGACCUCCGGUCCGAGUUCGCCCACCACGACCCCUCCGUCGCCCGGCUCAACAACGGCAGCUUCGGGUCCUGCCCGGCAUCCAUCUCCGCCGCCCAACGACAGUGGCAGCUCAGAUGGCUCCAACAGCCCGACGAAUUUUACUACAACCAGCUCAAACCCUCGAUUCUCCGUGCUAGAAAUGUAAUAAAAGAUCUGAUCAACGCCGACGACGUCGAGGAGAUCUCCAUGGUUGAUAACGCCACCACGGCCGCCGCCAUUGUGCUCCAGCACACUAGCUGGGCCUUCGCCGAGGGCAGAUUCAACAAGGGAGACACUGCCGUCAUGCUCCACUAUGCCUAUGGCGCCAUCAAGAAAUCCAUCCAUGCCUACGUUUCCCGCGCCGGUGGCCGAGUCAUUGAGGUCCAUAUGCCCUUCCCUAUAUCCUCCAACGAACAAAUCAUCUCGGAAUUCAGAAGAGCCCUAGAAAAUGGAAAAUUCAACGGUCACAAAGUUAGGUUAGCUGUAAUAGAUCACAUCACUUCAAUGCCAAGUGUAGUAAUUCCAGUCAAGGAAUUGGUUGAAAUUUGCAGAAAUGAGGGCGUGGAUCAUAUCUUCGUUGAUGCAGCCCACGGAAUUGGGUGUACUAAAUUAGACAUGAAAGAAAUUGGGGCUGAUUUCUACACUAGCAAUUUACACAAAUGGUUUUUUUGUCCUCCGGCUGUUGCUUUUUUGUACUGUCGAAAAUCAGAUAAGUUUUCCAAUUUGCAUCACCCUGUGGUUUCACAUGAGUACGGGAAUGGAUUGGCUAUGGAGAGCACUUGGAUUGGAACUAGGGAUUACAGUGCACAGCUUGUAGUUCCAGAGGUGUUGGAGUUUGUUAACAGAUUUGAAGGUGGAAUUGAGGGGAUAAGGGAGAGGAAUCACCAAAAAGUUGUGGAGAUGGGGGAAAUGUUGGUUAAAGCAUGGGGGACAAAUCUGGGGUCACCACUGGAGAUGUGUUCGAGUAUGGCUAUGGUUGGGUUGCCAUCUUGUUUGGGGAUUUUGAGUGAUUCAGAUGGGUUGAAGUUGAGGACCCAUUUGAGGGAUUCUUUUGGCGUCGAAGUGCCAAUUUAUUAUCUGGUGCCGAAAGAUGGGGAGGUUGAUCCAAUAACAGGGUAUGCACGGAUAUCUCAUCAGGUGUAUAAUAAAGUUGAGGAUUAUUACAAGUUCAGGGAUGCAGUCAGCAAGCUCGUUAAGGAUGGAUUUACUUGUGCGCUUCUCUCAGAUUGAAAAAAGCUCUGUGGAAGAUUGUACACAUUUUUUCUGAUAAAUAAAAUCCAUGCUUCCCAACUUAGCUGUUGUUUGAAGCAUGUCUAAGCGCUGAAGGGAGGUGUCAUCUACACUUCAACCGCAAAUCCCUUGUGGAAAUGUCUUAAAUUGUCCCUCAGUUGCCAUGGGAGCAUUCUCUAGCUAAUGGUGCCAAUUUCACUUUGCAAGUUGCAUGAUUUUACUCAAGUAGAAUCAGCCAUCACAACCUUAAACCUAUGAGUCAACGUUUCCACUUGACAAUUAGGUUUGUAAUCAGAUUGAAUCAUCAUUUUUUAGAAGAAUAAUGAAACAUUUCAUACCAUCUGUUAUUCCUGGGAAAAAAUCCCAGUUCAUGCUUGCCCCUUGCAUCAGCAUAUUUUGGAGAAGUAUGGACAUAUCAUGUAUCUUUUGGAGUAGUUAUUUGUGGCAUCUUGAUAGGAUAUUGUCAUAUUGAUGUGCUUUUUGUUA